Messenger RNA from Lodderomyces beijingensis, 2300 nucleotides. The record is from the annotation of a GenBank genome assembly. NCBI's taxonomy places the organism in Eukaryota, Fungi, Ascomycota, Pichiomycetes, Serinales, Debaryomycetaceae.
AUGGCGAACCGGAAGCUUCAAAAGUAUGUGAUUCGGACGUCACUCACCAACCAAACUUCCACUUGAACGAGUGGUUCAAGAGGAAAUGAAUGUGUGGGUUGUUUUUUCUAAUAUAUAUUACUAACAUCAGAGCCUACAGGGAUAUCGAUAUCAUUUUCAAGCGAAUCCAAGAAGGAUUGCAGGACUUUAAUUACCACUACGAGCGGUACGAGAGCCUAACAAACACGGAAGAUGACUCGGAUAACCAAAGAGAAAAGGAAAAACUAGCGAAUGACUUGAAGAAAGAGAUUAAGAAGCUACAAAAGUUUCGCGAGCAGAUCAAGCACUGGCUCCUGAAUGACACGGUCAACACGCUAGGCCCCGUGGGCACUUCCUACAGCACCAAGCUUCUGGAAAACAAGAGCAUUAUCGAAGAUGCAAUGGAGACGUACAAGUCCGUGGAGAAGCAGACGAAGCUAAAAACGUUUUCGAACCAGUCGAUCAUGAUGACUUUUUUGGAUAGCAAGCAUGGCGAUGACGACGAUGAGGAAAGCGACGAGAUGGAAAGUAGUGAAGACGAGGAGGAAAACGAAUACGAGGACCUAUCGACUGAAGCUGUCGACUCUAUCAGGUUCUUUAAAGAUGCCAUUUUCCAGUUUAGGGAACAGACUGAAAAAGCUAGUCAUGAGUUUGAUAAAUUGGCCGGGAAAAAGAUUAGAAAGAAUAACUUGUCGACGAUAGAGUCGAAGAAGGAGAAAAUCCAGGAAACGAUUGCCAAUAACAAGUUCCACCAGAAAAAAUUGCGCAAGUUGAUCAAGAUGUUGAAAAACGGCAUGGUUGUUGAAUUCAACCUCAUAUUUGCUUUGAAAGGCGACAUUGAAGAGUACUUGAACACAAAUGGAGAAUACGAAUUCACAAAGGAGACUGAGUUGUACGAGGAUAUCUUCAACCAAAUAGCUGCAGGUGACGAGGACUAUUCUGAGAUUCACGAGGACCAAUCGACUGAGCCUACCCUGGUGGAAAGUAACGGCUACACUACAAAACAGAAUGGACACGAUUCAUCAGCACACUCUACAGUCAAAUCGGCACCUUUGCAGCUGUCUCUGGCUACAACUGGCCAGUCAACACACCAGCUACCGAGUCCCGGUCACCACCAUCAACACCAACAACAACAACAACAACAACAACAUCCGAACAAAGUUGCUUCUACUCAGUCUCAUUCCAGCGCAAACACUGCGACAGCGACAGCGACAGCGUCGCUGUCUGUGCUGGGUGGCCAAGGACAACUGCCAGCUGCAAACACAGUCCCCAGUAGUCCCGAUAUUACUUCUCCUGCGAUUGUGAGAACUUUGAAACCAGCAACAACACCGUCGAAACCUCUUGGAAGUCUUAAAUGGUCAGCGGCUGCUGCCGUUGGUAUUCCAGAGCCACUGGAGAAGCCAAUUGUCGAAGAAGAAGUGACUGAUUCCGUGCUGAAUGAGAACAACAACGUCAUCGUUAAGGAAGAGAGUAUACCGUUUGAACCACUUGAGAUAGAACUGAUUGACUUGGAGAGGUACAGGAAGAUUAUAUCCAACUCGUCAUUAUCCAAAACAGAACUCAAUCUUUUUUCGGAUAUGAAUUUGGUACGCGUGCCGCCGGGUAUUCAGGAUUUGGCAAUAUCGUUUGCGUCUAAGCGCAACAAUGACGAGUUUAAAAUUUUGGUUGAGUCGGACCAGUUUAACCAAUAUACUUCUCCAAUUUACAAGCCAUAUUUGCCAAACACUGUCCAACCAAAUUACUAUUCACAGUUUACCAAUUUCAGCUUCAAGCACCCUAUACAGUUGACCAAAUUCCAAUCGCACUGGAACAAGAUCAGAGCCUACUACGGCUUUGACAGCUUGGUGACCGAGAUCAAGAACCUAAUAGCGCAGAAUACCCAGGAUAACUCAGCCGCGGUGAUUGCAGAAUUGACAUUUGUGCUAUUCUAUGGAUUCUACUAUGGAUUGACUCCAGCUGAAAACCUAAUAGCAGAGGGUUGCCUCUUUGAACUAGGUUGGAAACCGUACAAAGCCCAGCUAGACAAUGCAAUUCAAACCAGCAAGUCAAUUUCUCGAUCUGGUACUCCGGACGGUAAAGCAAAUGAAGCGUUUGAAAUUAACCAGUACGCCUACUGGUUUAGGAGAUUGAAGUUGAUUUCCAAUGGUGACCAGCAACAGCAGCAGUUUGAAUUUGGAGACUAUCAGGUGUUUGACUUGAAGUUUUGGGAGAUAUUUGUAAAAUAUGGAUUCAAGUUUGACUAUGCGUCCUGCCAGAUGGAGCCAUCCAAGACGCUAUUUUGA